AUGUCAACACUCCAAUCCUCUCGUUCUGAACUGAAGGAUGACAUCUCGGAUGAUGACCACCAACAUGACCAACAACAACCUUCAGUACUUUUCAACAAAUCAUUCUUCUCAUCAAAAGAAUGGUCUUCAGGUCUUUUCCGUGAAGGACCACUCCUCACACCCACUUCCAAUUCCAUUUCCGAUACUCGAUAUUUUAAAGUGACACCUCAUGUUGUGGAUUAUGAUGAUGAUGAUGAUAUGGAUUUUGAUGAAAAAGAUCAUCAUUCUUCUGUAGCCUAUGAUGAUGAAGAAGACGAUUCUGAGAGUGAACAAGUGGAUGAAUUCACACCUGUACUUGUUGAAAAAAAGAAUGCAAGGAGAAAUUCAUCCAGAAAAUCAUCCACCAUUUCCAAUUCGACCUCUGCGUCACAACGAGAAGCAAAAAUUUAUCAAGCACGUGGAUUUAAUGAAACCUUGUAUUCGACUUGUUGUUUACCAUGUUCAUUGGCAGAUGUUGUGAAAAUGACACACGAAACGAGUAAUACUACUUCUUGGUGGUGCAUUUGUUGUAGUGCUUGUUUCUUUCCAACUAUAGUGACAACCAUAGUGAGAGGAAUGGUGAGAAGAGCAUUUGGAAUUAAGGGAGGAUGUUGUGGAGAUUGUUGUGUUGGAACAUUUUGUUCAUGUUGUGCCAGUGCACAAAUGUUGCGAGAGUUUAGACAGAGAGGACCACCACCACCAUCUUCUAAGCAUGAAAUGAUUUAA
Naegleria lovaniensis is the source of this 744-nucleotide messenger RNA. RefSeq lists its product as uncharacterized. The transcript is spliced from 2 exons. The record is from RefSeq and is a predicted model, not a curated record. Bases 1 to 744 code for a protein of 247 amino acids. Lineage: Eukaryota; Heterolobosea; Eutetramitea; Acrasida; Naegleriidae.